GUAUAGAUUCUAGAAUAUUGAAAUGUUUUUAGUUGUUAAUUGAUUUAUAAAUACUCAAUUUUAGGCCUAAGUUUAUUUGGUGCUAUGUUCAUACAACAAGUCUCACAAAGAUCUACAAGUUUCUCGUUGUUUCCUCAAUUUUAUUGGAUGGUAGUUGCAAUUUUUUUCUAGAAUUAUGUUGUCCCUUUGUUUUCUCAUUUUGACGGUUUGGGAGUCGCUUGGUUAAGUAAACUAACUUAGUUAGCAGGAGGUUAACCAAAAUACCAGGUUUUCUUAAACUUGUAUCACUAUUUAUGUCUAAAUAAAGUACAAAUCAUUGACCUUAUAUACUAUUGUGACUAUUUGGUAUGAGUCAUAUGACAAACAUCUCAACACCCGGAAUUUAAUAACAACCUGAAACUUUUUUUUGGGCAAAACAACAUGAAACUUAACCUUGGAAAAAACACACUAAAACUGAAUGUGAUUUGUCCACAAGACAAUUAAGAAAAAAAACUGAAUGACAAAUAAUCAAUAUAUUGUUGAGAUCUUGACAUCGCAAUAUUUUGUUGAUUAAACAAACCUUUCUUAUUUGUCAAUUCUUCGUUAAUUUAAUAAUUUGAUUGUUCCAUACACACGGAAUAUCGUCACCUACAUCAAUUUGUUUUCUUGUCAUAAAUAUAUGAAAUAAAUCAAUAAUCAUUAGAAAAAUAUUGGAGUCGCUUUCAGAGUUUGUCCAAUUUCACAGCAUAACAAAUUUAUAAUAUUUAUAAACAUACAAGUUUUACAUUGACUUGGUCACAAUAAGAGUUCUAAACUCUUUAUAACUCCUAACAAUAAUUGAUACAUGUCAGUGUAUAUCAUCAACUAUUUCAAGUCUCCAAUUAAGUUUUUGUGGGAUUUGAGUAUGAAGAGGAAGCUUUUGUUAACAGUCGGCACUUGCUUAGUACUUUGGUCGGUGAUGUUAGUAUCUUUCUCAAACGUCUUCAAACACCACAUUCUUGGCGCUAUAGUCAACGGUUCAAAUGAUUCCGACAAACCUAGGGAUAAACUGUUAGAAGGUCUUUUAACUGCUGAUUUCGAUGAAGAUUCUUGCUUGAGUAGGUAUCAGUCUUCCUUGUAUCGCAAGUCAUCUGCUUACAAGCCUUCUGAAUAUCUUGUCUCUAAGCUUAGAAGCUAUGAGAAGCUUCACCAGCGUUGCGGUCCAGACACAGAAGCUUACAAGCAAGCAACAAAGAAUCUUGGUCAUGAUGAUGAGAAUCAUGCAAACAAGUCCGUUGGUGAAUGCAAAUACAUUGUGUGGGUCGCGGUUUACGGUCUUGGAAACAGAAUACUAACUCUUGCCUCAGUCUUCCUCUACGCGCUCUUGACAGAGAGAGUUGUCCUUGUUGAUCAAAGCAAAGACAUAAGUGAUCUCUUCUGCGAGCCGUUUCCAGGUACGUCAUGGUUACUCCCUAGUGACUUUCCAUUAAUGAAGCAGAUUGAUGGCUACGACAAAGGAUACUCUCGCUGUUACGGAACAAUGUUGAAGAAUCAAACCAUUAACUCGACUUCAAUCCCGCCUCAUCUCUAUCUUCACAUCCUACAUGAUUCAAGAGAUGAAGACAAGAUGUUCUUCUGCCAAAAGGAUCAAACCAUGAUCAACAAAGUCCCUUGGUUGAUUGUCAAAGCCAAUGUCUACUUUGUUCCAUCUCUAUGGUUUAAUCCAACUUUUCAGACCGAACUAAUCAAGCUAUUCCCGCAGAAAGAAACCGUCUUCUACCACCUGGCUCGAUAUCUUUUCCACCCGACGAAUCAAGUUUGGGGUAUGGUCACAAGAUCCUACGAUGCUUACUUAUCAAGAGCAGACGAAACACUUGGGAUACAAGUAAGGGUUUUCAGCAGACGUGCUGGUUAUUUGCAGCACGUCAUGAACCAGAUUGUAGCAUGUACACAAAGGGAGAAACUGUUGCCUGGACUAGCUACACAUGAAUCACAAGUCACCAAUACAUCAAGGAGCAAGAAACUUAAAGCUGUUCUUGUCACAUCUCUCUAUCCAGAGUACUCCGAUAACCUAAAGAAUAUGUAUUGGGAACGACCAACUUCGACAGGAGACAUAAUAGAAGUCUAUCAGCCAAGUGGAGAAAGGUUUCAGCAAACAGACAAGAAGCUUCACGACCAAAAGGCGCUCGCUGAGAUUUAUCUUUUGAGUUUAACUGAUAACAUUGUCACAAGCGCAAGGUCUACGUUUGGAUAUGUUGCUCAUAGUCUUGGAGGGUUAAAGCCAUGGUUACUCUAUCAACCAACGAGAGGUAAAACUCCUGAUCCACCAUGUGUUCGUGCUGUAUCCAUGGAGCCUUGUUUCCUUACCCCUCCCACUCAUGGAUGUGGAGCUAAAAAGAGAGUUAACUCCGCCAAAGUCGUUCCUUGUGUUAGACAUUGUGAGGAUCUUAGGCAUGACGGGCUUAAACUAUUUGAUGAUCCUCAAUAUGAGUUAUAGAUGUUAUUCCACUGAAAACAGAGAAGCUUAAAUGAAAUUAUAUUGUACGUAAGGGCAACUGAAUUUUUGUAUAUAUAGUACAAUGCCUUAAAAAGUGCUCUGUCUGUUAAAAAACAGAUGUAGUUCUAGAUUUUUCACUUUAAUUAAGAAAAAUGUUAAAUGUUGAUUUUUGUUCUUAUUUAACUAUUAGAGCUAGAUUUUGAGCCGCGCUUGAAAG
Molecule: messenger RNA, 2672 nt
Organism: Brassica napus (rape)
Lineage: Eukaryota; Viridiplantae; Streptophyta; Magnoliopsida; Brassicales; Brassicaceae
Product: probable fucosyltransferase 7
Exons: 2
Coding region: 824-2455 (543 amino acids)
Biological process (GO): xyloglucan biosynthetic process; cell wall biogenesis
Cellular component (GO): membrane; Golgi apparatus
Molecular function (GO): galactoside 2-alpha-L-fucosyltransferase activity
Source: RefSeq, a predicted model, not a curated record